GGGUGUCUUUGUGUGAAGUUGGCUCUUUAUUGAUGAUAACAAAAGCUUGGAUUUCGGUUCUCAAUUAAAAUUCUUCUUUUUUUCCCCACAUAAAUGUAUUGGUUUUACAUUUUUUUUAUUUAAAUAUUUUUUUCGAUGAAAAUUUUUAAUAUUUUAUAAUAUAUAUGUGUAUGUAUAUAUAUAAAACAUAGGAGUAGGAGAAGAUCCACACAUUUCAAGGACCAACGGCAACCCUACGUAUCCAUUCUAUUCGCUUCGCCCUCUCCUCCUCUGCCUCUUAUCUCCUUCUGUCUUUAUCCAUAUCUUUCUCUUUUACGUUUUCUGCAUCUGGGUUUCCAAUUAACAUUCCGAAUCUGUGGUGGAUUUUUUUCUUUUUUUGGUCGAAUCAAGGUUUGGGUAUUUUUCAUUGCUUUUUUUUUUUUUAAUUUCUUUAAUUCCCAUUGUCGUUUUUUGUUGUGUGGUUUUGUCAAUGGGCUCUUUGGAUGAGGGCCAUUUAUGUGUUGAGAUUGAGAAUGGAAUGAAGCUGGAUGUAAGUGAGAAAGAGCCUGAAACUAUAGCUAUUGAGGAUGCUGUGAAAGUUCUAUUGCAGGGUUUGGGUGAGGAUGUUAACAGAGAUGGCCUUAAGAAAACUCCCCUUCGUGUUGCCAAGGCACUUCGAGAAGGAACAAGAGGUUACAAGCAAAAAGUAAAGGAUAUUGUUCAGGGAGCUUUAUUCCCUGAAGUGGGUUUACAUGAUGGAAUUGGUCAUGCUGGAGGAGUAGGUGGGCUUGUGAUUGUUAGGGAUCUUGAUCUGUUCUCAUAUUGUGAGUCAUGCUUGCUCCCGUUUCAGCUUAAGUGUCAUGUAGGUUAUGUGCCAUCCGGUCAGCGGGUUGUGGGAUUAAGCAAACUGUCUAGAGUAGCUGAUGUUUUUGCAAAACGACUGCAAGCCCCGCAGCGUUUAGCAGAUGAAAUAUGUUCAGCUCUGCACCAUGGAAUCAAGCCAGCAGGGGUUGCUGUGAUACUUGAGUGUUUGCAUAUUCAUUUCCCGAAUGUGGAGUCAGUCCUCCUUGACUCAAAGCAUCAAGGAUGGGUAAAAGUCCUGGUGUCUUCGUGUUCGGGGGUUUUUGGAAAUGAAAAUGCUGACACUUGGAGUGAUUUUCUUGGUCUUUUGAAAUUCAGAGGUGUGACUGUGGAUAGAACUCUAACCAGGGACUCCGUUAAUCAAAGUUGGUGCCCUUCAAAUUCUUCAUCUAUGGCUAAGAUUUCAUCCGAGCUUGUAGCGGCCAACCCUGAAAUGGUUGCUGCAGUAGCAUCAAUACUCAGAUCUUUGGGUGAAGAUCCAUUAAGGAAAGAGCUUGUGGAAACUCCUAGCCAUUUUGUGAGGUGGUUGAUAAACUUUGAAAAUACGAAGUUGGAGAUGAAGCUGAAUGGCUUUGCUUGUGGCAUAUCCGAUCUUCUCAAACCUAAUGGGGAAAUCAGCUCCCGCAACAACGAACAGAUGCAUUCAGAGUUGAACCUCUCAUUCUGGUCACAAUGUGAGCAUCACCUGCUUCCCUUUUAUGGUGUGGUCCAUAUUGGAUACUUCUGCCCUAAAGGAAUCAAUCACCUUGGGAAGUCCCUUUUGCAGUCAAUAGUACAUUUUUACGGUUUCAAGCUCCAAGUGCAAGAAAGGCUGACCAGGCAAAUAGCUGAAACAGUUUCAUCGAUCCUAGGUGGAGAUGUCAUGGUAGUUGUGGAGGCUAACCACACCUGUAUGAUUUCUAGAGGGAUUGAGAAGUUUGGCAGUAACACAGCUACCAUUGCAGUGCUAGGACGAUUUUCAACCGAUCCGGCUGCUAGGGCUAUGUUUUUACGGAGCAUUCCAGACGAUACUACAUCUCGAAUAUUAUAGUUACUCUUUUCCAGAUCUAGAUCCGGUUAUUCUUUACCUCAGUUAAUGCUUUCACCCAGUAUGCAGCAGUGCAGAAAAAUGGUAUAAUUUAUACUGUAUACGCCCAUGGAUUACAAAAAAAUGCAGCUUGGGGCCUGGUUAUGUUCCAACUCCAGUUUGGCUAUUUAAGGCAAGGAGUUCCAUUUAGUCUCAGAAGAGGCACCCUAUUUACAAUUUUUUCUCUCUCUUUAAUAUAAAUCCCUUUGUGGGAAUUCCAGGGGUAAGUCCUCAAUUCCACCAUUACAUUUCUGGGCAUACUUUUGUUUUUCUAAUUAAAGAUCUCAAUGUACUGAGGAAGUUACUGAAAUUUUUAAACACCAUUUAGAAAUUGGAAAAUAAAAAUAUAUUCACGUUUAAUGGUUUAA
Messenger RNA from Gossypium raimondii (Peruvian cotton), 2274 nucleotides. Its product is annotated as GTP cyclohydrolase 1. Gene Ontology annotation, cellular component: cytoplasm. The record is from RefSeq and is a predicted model, not a curated record. The coding region runs from base 470 to 1870 and encodes 466 amino acids. Gene Ontology annotation, biological process: tetrahydrofolate biosynthetic process; tetrahydrobiopterin biosynthetic process. NCBI's taxonomy places the organism in Eukaryota, Viridiplantae, Streptophyta, Magnoliopsida, Malvales, Malvaceae. The transcript is spliced from 2 exons. Gene Ontology annotation, molecular function: zinc ion binding; GTP binding; GTP cyclohydrolase I activity.